Cydia splendana is the source of this 1015-nucleotide messenger RNA. Its product is annotated as UPF0585 protein CG18661. The record is from RefSeq and is a predicted model, not a curated record. The coding region runs from base 138 to 908 and encodes 256 amino acids. Lineage: Eukaryota; Metazoa; Arthropoda; Insecta; Lepidoptera; Tortricidae. The transcript has 2 exons.
ACUUUUGUUAAGACACCGGUGAAGAAAAUAAUUAAUUUCUCAAUAAAAUACCAAAUUUAAUCGCUGCUUGUCUCGUUAUCAAUGUUAUUUGUAUUCAAUUAUCGAGUUGCUCUUAUUAAACAGUAUACAUUCAGUGUAUGAAUUUCUUUAAAAUCAUAUUAACUUACACGAACCAAGUUAAACAGUGCAGCAAACUUAAAUUAUUAAAGAAAAUAAUGGGAUCUGUUAAAAAGGGCCGAGAGUUUGCGAGUGAGUUCCACGGAAAUGAAAAUAUAGAUGGAGAAAAACUGAUUUAUCCAGCUGCUUCAAGAAAUCAAGAACCCAUUCUCCAAGUUUUGAAGAGGUUUGUCAUAUGUGAUGUGGACAGCAUUGAAGAUGACAGCCCUUUAUUCCUAGAGAUUGCCUCGGGUUCCGGUCAGCAUUUAGCACACUUUGCUCCAAAUUUUCCUGGAGUAAAAUUCCAGCCUUCUGAGUAUGACAAGAGUUUACUUGGAAGUAUUUCAUACUAUGCAAAUAAUUGCCCAACUAAAAACAUACUCCAGCCAAUUCACAUAAACAUUUGUGACAGUUUAGCAAGCCAUUUUGAGGCUAACAGCAUUGACUAUAUAUAUUGUGCUAAUAUGAUUCAUAUCAGCCCCUAUGAAUGUACUUUAGGAUUAUUUAAGAAUGCUGGUUCAUUUUUAAAGUCAGAUGCUCUAAUGAUAACUUAUGGUCCUUACAGUAAGGAUGGUGUAAUAACACCAGAGAGUAACAUCCAGUUUGAUGCUGGGUUGAGGGCCAGAGAUCCGUCUUGGGGACUCCGUGAUAUAUCUGAUCUGAUUAAAUUAGGUGAAGAAAACAAUUUAUCCCUUAUAGAUACAAUAGAAAUGCCAGCUAAUAACAAAUCUCUGAUAUGGAAGAAAAAUUAACCACAAUGUUUUGACUCAAUACUUUAUUAUUACAUUUCAGGGGAAAAUUCAAAACUGCUGUAGUAAUGCAUUUAUAAUUAGACUUAAACUUAUUCUAAUAGCAUAGU